AUGCGAUAUACGUUAUCGAGGAGCUCGGUUUGCGAGAUUGCACCCGUAAGGGCCCAUUACCUUGAUCCAAGAUUGAAGUCCAGGCCCACUCAAGCCCAGCAAGAAGACCUCGAGCCCACCAAGCGACUCCCUCGUAGCCAGUUAACUGCCAUCCGAGCUAUUCCGGUCGACGUAAAGACGAGCUCCAGCUCGAUCAAGGACCAGGUCGGCACUGCGAAGAAAGACGAAGUCAAAGAAGAUCUCCUUCAAAUCCGGUCUGGUCCGAGAUCACCGGGAUCGUUAGCUGCACGUGGCGAGAUACGCGGAGGUGGAUCGUAG
Microthlaspi erraticum is the source of this 318-nucleotide messenger RNA. The record is from the annotation of a GenBank genome assembly. NCBI's taxonomy places the organism in Eukaryota, Viridiplantae, Streptophyta, Magnoliopsida, Brassicales, Brassicaceae.